AAUUUUAGGGUAAACCAGAAGAGAUCGGCUAUUCUGAACACCCCCUAUGUUACCCUUACCAACCAGUGCAUCUAAAAUUAGGGUAAACCUGAACGUUCUUCUCAGUGUUCCUUAUAAAACCCUUGUAAGCGCCUCCUUUUUCUUUCUCUCGUUCCUGCUGAAGCAGAAGGGUUCCUCACUCUCUUCAUCUGAUUGAACAAAAUGUACACCUCGAGGAAGAAAAUUCACAAGGAUAAGGAUGCCGAGCCCACUGAAUUUGAGGAGACAGUUGGACAGUACUUGUUCGACUUGGAGAACACCAAUCAGGAUCUGAAAAGUGACUUGAAAGAUCUCUACAUAAACCAAGCUAUUCAAAUGGAUGUGGCUGGUAAUCGCAAGGCUGUAGUCAUCUAUGUGCCUUUCAGAUUGAGGAAGGCAUUCCGCAAGAUUCAUCUUCGACUUGUCAGAGAGUUGGAGAAGAAGUUUAGUGGGAAGGAUGUUGUCUUGAUUGCCACAAGGAGGAUCGUGCGACCGCCAAAGAAAGGCUCUGCUGUUCAGCGACCCCGAACCCGCACUUUGACCGCUGUCCAUGAUGCCAUGCUGGAGGAUGUUGUGUAUCCUGCAGAGAUUGUUGGCAAACGGGCCAGAUAUAGAAUUGAUGGCUCAAAAAUAAUGAAGGUUUUCUUGGACCCCAAGGAGCGCAACAACACUGAGUACAAGCUGGAGACCUUUUCUGGAGUUUACAGGAAGCUUACUGGAAAAGAUGUAGUAUUUGAGUAUCCAAUCUCAGAAGCCUGAGAUGCUGCUGCUUGGUUUAAUGGAGUAUUGUUUUUUUGGCAGAUUUUUCUGUUAGAAUUACAUAUUUAUGUUAAACAAUAACCAAAAUUUUGACUUCUGGAAUUUUAUUUGAUGCUUCUUCACCUUGAUGACAUUAAAAUCACCAAGGGAGAGUAUUUUCUGUGGCUAUACUUGGAUUUAGAUUGGUUUUCCUUUAGGAUAAAUAUUGAACCUUGGCUUUAUUUGUUACACGAGUGUUGUGUUGUCCACAGUGCA
Molecule: messenger RNA, 1032 nt
Organism: Glycine soja
Lineage: Eukaryota; Viridiplantae; Streptophyta; Magnoliopsida; Fabales; Fabaceae
Product: 40S ribosomal protein S7-like
Exons: 6
Coding region: 202-777 (191 amino acids)
Biological process (GO): rRNA processing; ribosomal small subunit biogenesis; translation
Cellular component (GO): cytosolic small ribosomal subunit; 90S preribosome; ribosome
Molecular function (GO): structural constituent of ribosome
Source: RefSeq, a predicted model, not a curated record